ACAAAAUGUCGUACACCACUCGUCAAGUCGCUGCUGCCAACACUUUGGACUACAAAGUCUACCUUGAAAAGGAUGGAAAGGUUGUUUCUCCUUUCCAUGACAUCCCUUUGUACGCCAAUGAAGAAAAGACCAUCUUGAACAUGAUCGUAGAAGUUCCAAGAUGGACUAACGCUAAGUUGGAAAUCUCCAAGGAACAAAAGUUGAACCCAAUCAUCCAAGACACCAAGAAAGGUAAAUUGAGAUUCGUUCGCAACUGCUUCCCACACCACGGUUACAUUCACAACUAUGGUGCUUUCCCACAAACCUGGGAAGACCCAAACCAAAUUCACCCAGAAACUAAGGCUAAGGGUGAUAACGAUCCUUUGGAUGUAUGUGAAAUUGGUGAAAGGGUUGCCACUGUAGGUGAAGUAAAGCAGGUUAAGGUCUUGGGUGUCAUGGCUCUUUUGGACGAAGGUGAAACUGACUGGAAGGUUAUCGUUAUUGAUGUCCACGACCCAUUGGCUCCAAAGUUGAACGACAUCGAAGAUGUUGAAACUCACUUGCCGGGUUUGUUGAGAGCCACCAACGAAUGGUUCAGAAUUUACAAGAUUCCUGAUGGUAAGCCAGAAAACCAAUUCGCUUUUUCGGGUGAAUGUAAGAACAAGAAGUAUGCUGAAGAAAUCAUCAGCGAAUGUGCAGAAGCUUGGGACAAGUUGAUUAAGGGCGAAAGUGUCGACUCUAAGGGUAUUGACUUAACUAACACCACCUUGUCUGAUUCACCUACCUUCAGUGCUGCCGCCUCCAAAGAAAUAGCAGCUGCCGCUCCAGCUGCCGCUGCUCCGAUUGACAAGUCUGUCGACAAGUGGUUCUUCAUCUCUGGUGCUCAUUAAAGGAAGGUCGAUCAAACUUCUUGUUGCUUAAAGUAUUUACAUGUAUAGUUCGGAAUUCCGUUAGAAGUAAAUCAUAUUGUGAUGUGACUGGAUAAAUCUUUGC
Molecule: messenger RNA, 972 nt
Organism: Scheffersomyces stipitis CBS 6054
Lineage: Eukaryota; Fungi; Ascomycota; Pichiomycetes; Serinales; Debaryomycetaceae
Gene: IPP1
Product: inorganic diphosphatase
Exons: 1
Coding region: 6-869 (287 amino acids)
Biological process (GO): phosphate-containing compound metabolic process
Cellular component (GO): nucleus; cytoplasm
Molecular function (GO): inorganic diphosphate phosphatase activity; magnesium ion binding
Source: RefSeq, a predicted model, not a curated record